This is a messenger RNA of Dovyalis caffra, 1707 nucleotides long. Lineage: Eukaryota; Viridiplantae; Streptophyta; Magnoliopsida; Malpighiales; Salicaceae. The record is from the annotation of a GenBank genome assembly.
AUGCUAGUUGAAGGAAAAGGAACCUAUGUUUCCGCCAACAGUAACGGCUUGACGAGAAUAACUACCUCUUCAAGAGCUCUGCAGCAACGCUUAUUCUCUCUAUUACAACGAAAACAACAACUAAACCUUAAAAGCCUCUCUCAGAUUCAUGCCCAGAUUCUCCUUAAUGGCUUUUCCCGCAAUAAAAACUUCCUUCUUGUUAACCUUCUUUCCUUCUACAUUGACUCCGCUCAUCAUCUUCUCCAUGCCCAUUAUGUUUUUAAAGAUAUUGACAGCCCCAGCACUGCCAUAUGGAACCAGAUGAUUAGAGCCCAUGCUCGAACCCAAACCCCAACCAAAUCCUUCCACCUCUUCAAUCAAAUGCUCCUCACAGUUGCCCGCCCUGAUGCCUACACCUAUUCCUUUCUUUUGGCUGCUUGCACGUCUCUUUUGUCUUUGAGGCAGGGGCAACAGGUUCAAGCCAAAAUCUUGGCUGAUGGCUAUUAUUCCUCAAAUGUCUUUCUCAUGUCUAAGUUGAUUCAUUUCUAUGCUGCUGCUGGCGGCGACUGCGCUGGUAUUGACUACGCACAUCGGGUGUUUGAUGAUAUGGCUGAAAGAAAUGUUGUGAGCUGGAAUACCAUGCUUGCAGGGUAUAUGAGGUGUAGAAAUCUUGUCGGGGCGAGGAGGAUUUUCGAUGAGAUGCCGGAGAGGAAUGUCGUCUCCUGGACCACUAUGAUUUCAGGGUAUGCAAAAAACGGCAAGUGCAAGCAAGCAUUGAAUUUGUUCGAUGAAAUGAGGAGAGACCCUGUGGAAUUGGACCAGGUGGUAUUAAUGGCAGCCUUGACAGCAUGUGCAGAACUGGGGGAUUUGAUAUUAGGGAGGUGGAUUCACUCGUAUAUUCAAAAGACUUUUGUUGGUUCAAACCAGCGGGUGUCGGUUUCUUUGAACAAUGCACUUAUACACAUGUAUGCUAGCUGCGGUAUGAUUGAAGAAGCUUAUGAAACGUUUAGAUGGAUGCCAGAGAGAAGUACUGUUUCCUGGACAAGCUUGAUCACUGCUUUUGCAAAACGGGGCUAUGCACAAGAGGCUCUCCAAGUAUUUCAUUUAAUGCAAACUGUGGAAGCAAGGCCUGAUGACAUAACCUUCAUUGGGGUUCUUUCUGCGUGCAGUCAUGCUGGACUUGUUGACGAUGGCCGUGAAUUCUUCAAGGACAUGAUCCGAUGUUGGGGUAUUAAGCCUAGGAUUGAGCACUAUGGGUGCAUGGUUGAUUUAUUGAGUCGUGCUGGUUUCUUGGAUGAGGCACAAGAUCUCAUUGAAACCAUGCCUAUAAAACCAAAUGAUGCUGUUUGGGGUGCCCUACUUGGCGGUUGCAGAAUUCAUAGCAAUGCUGAGCUUGCUUCCCAUGUGUCUCAAAAAUUAAAGGUGGAGCUUGACUCUGACAAAGCUGCUGGUUACCUCUCGCUUUUGGCACAUGUGUAUGCAACUGCUGAAAAGUGGCAGGAUGUUGCUGCCGUGAGACAGAAGAUGGUUGCGAUGGGUGCGAAAAAGCCCGCCGGUCGAAGUUGGAUUCAAAUAAACGAAGUGGUUCAUGAUUUUGUGGCCAGUGAUAGGACUCAUAAAAAUACGUCUUCAAUCUAUGAGAUGCUUGGAAUGAUCACCUGGCAAGCAAAGUUGGAAGGCUAUAAAUCAAGCAUAUCAAAGGUGUUAUCAUCAGAUGUUGACGAGUAA